UAGCGCGACAGACAUUAUCGGGUUACAAUAGCAGCGUGACGUUACCUUGGAAUUUAAUGUUAUUUGAAAACAACUUGCAAAGUGGUAUUCAAUAUGAGUAGCUUCAAGCUGUGGAUGCGGUGCUUCAGCAUCUGUCUCCUGAGCGUGUCCGCACGUGCCAGUUCCCAGUUGAUGUCAGCAGAUGCCUGUGGUCCUCUUGUCAUCGCUCACCGCGGGGCCAGCGGCUAUGUUCCGGAACACACGCUGGGAGCUUACGCCUUGGCCGUCACGAUGGGAGCCGAUUACAUCGAACCCGAUCUGGUCAUGACAAAAGACGGUCACCUCAUCGCAAGACACGACAAUGAACUCGGCCUAAGCACAGACGUCGCCUCCCACCCCGAGUUUGCCUCGCGCUACCUAACAAAAACCGUCGAUAGAGUCACUGUCAGCGGCUGGUUCACUGAAGACUUCACUCUCGCCGAAAUCAAAACAUUACGCGCCAUAGAACGCAUCCCGGCCAACAGACCUGGCAACGCUAGAAUGGAUGGAGCGUUCGAUGUACCCACGUUCCAAGAAAUUAUAGAGUUAGCCAAAAGCAUGGAAACCAUUUACUGUCGGGAAAUUGGCGUCUAUCCAGAGCUUAAACAUGGCACCUACUUUCAGCAAUUGGGAUUGGCCAUGGAAGGACCUGUAGUUGAAGCAUUUCACAGCAACGGUUACCGUGGUCCUGAUGCCCCUGCGUAUAUUCAGUCAUUUGAAAUUAGCAACUUGAAAGAACUCAAAAAUCUUACUAAUCUGCGAUUGCUCCAGCUGCUAGGGGGAAGUCAGCCUUAUGAUCAGUUCGUGUUGGGCACAAACGUUACAUAUCUUUCGAUGGCAACACCAGAAGGACUAAGAGAAAUUGCUAGUUACGCUUACGCAGUUGGUCCGGAGAAGGCGUAUAUUAUCCCUCGCACUGUUAAUGAUACGUUAGGAGAUCCUACUCCUUUCGUAGAGAACGCUCAUGCUGCUGGAUUGAAGGUUCACCCUUUCACGUUCCGAUCAGAGAAUUCUUUUCUCCCAGCUGAGUUUCGCAGCAAUGACACUUCGCCGGACGCUAUUGGGGACACAGCAGGAGAAAUGCUUGCAUUCCUCAGAACUGGUAUUGACGGUCUUUUCGUAGACCAACCUGACGUAUUGGUUCGAAUUAGAGAACCAUGCGCUAGCGAAUUUUCGCAGUGUAGAUCUUCAGCAACGUCAGUGGUGCCGGUUGCUUUGGUGACAUUAUUGGUACUUGUGCUCUUUGGAGUUUUGGAAUCAAAAGAAAGCUUUAUUUUCUAAGUGAACUAUACAGUGAUGAUGACUCUACCUAGAUUACGGUGGAAGAUGUGUCGUGAACUACACGUAAAAUACAUAGUUUCCACACUUAAGCUUAUCUAUGUGUAAGUGAUUUUAUACAUAUACAUUAUUAAAGUAUUUUGAAAGAAAA
This is a messenger RNA of Ostrinia nubilalis (European corn borer), 1447 nucleotides long. RefSeq lists its product as uncharacterized. The record is from RefSeq and is a predicted model, not a curated record. Gene Ontology annotation, molecular function: glycerophosphodiester phosphodiesterase activity. Gene Ontology annotation, cellular component: periplasmic space. Bases 94 to 1299 code for a protein of 401 amino acids. The transcript has a single exon. NCBI's taxonomy places the organism in Eukaryota, Metazoa, Arthropoda, Insecta, Lepidoptera, Crambidae. Gene Ontology annotation, biological process: lipid metabolic process.